Molecule: messenger RNA, 1158 nt
Organism: Carica papaya (papaya)
Lineage: Eukaryota; Viridiplantae; Streptophyta; Magnoliopsida; Brassicales; Caricaceae
Source: RefSeq, a predicted model, not a curated record
GUCUUGCAAAUGAAAAGAGGCCUAAUGACUCACAACUUGGAAGGAAAUUGGUUGAUGGUAAUUCAGAUCCUCUUUUGAAGCAAUUGACGGAAAAAGAUCCUGUCUUUUUAGGAGCUAAACAGAUGAUAAAUGUUAGCAAUUCGAGGGUUAGUUUCAGCCCUGAUGGUAUUAGGAACGGGCCCAAACUGGCUGGUUAUUCAACACAACAAGACAAAGAAGCAAGUAAAGGAAAAGCUUUCAUGCUAGGAAGUGAGAAUGAUGCAGGUUCUCAACCUAGUUAUUCAAGCCCAUCUGAGAAGACAACUAAGUUUGCUGUUUCAGGCAUGGAAUCUGUAGGGAACCCCAAGGUUUCUUCUGUUGAUAAGCUUAAAACUGUUAAGAGGAUGGCUGAUUUAUCUAGCUUGAAAAAUUUGAGGAUCCCAGGUGGAAAGAAUGUUCCAUCAAGCUCAAUACCUCAUCAAGAAAUUACUUCCUUGGGGAAGUUGGAGCAAAACAUGGAACUACAAGGAAAUACAUUUUCUAAGAUUUCUUACUCUAUUUGUGGAACUAAGACACAAACGCUUCCAACACCAUCCUUGAAAAGGAAAAAUAUUAAGGAAUCAAAUGCAAAUUUAGCAUCAUUGAAGCUGAUUAAACGGUUAUCAGGGCCACGGAGUGAAAGCAGAAAUGUUGCGGAGUCCUCAGAAAUAUUUGUUGAAGAAAAGGAAAACUGUAAAGAGAUCAAGACUAAUUACCAGUCAACUUCUAUGCUGGAAGCUACUCUAGAGGUGAGCCUCACAAAGCUGGAAAUGCCUCUUGUUUUGCAAAACAACAGCAAUGUGGAAAGGGCAGAGACCUAUGCAAAAGAGCUUGAGGAUAUUGCCAACAUGCUCAAAAAGAAACAUGAGGAAGCUAGAGAGAUAUUGGUUCGAGCCAUUGUGAACAGCAAUAAUCUAUUGAUGCUCGACCAUCCCAUAUAUGAAGACAAGAUAUCUAAGCUUCAGAAGUUUGCUGCUCAGUUGGUGUCCAAGGAGCUUCCAGUGAAAUCAUUAGGAUCAACAGUUGUGUAAUGAAGGUCUUAUGAAUUAGGAAUCAGAAACAAGGAAAAAAGAAUGUUUGGGGUCUAUGAACUAAGUUGUGAAUGCCGUGACCAUUUAUGCAGUUUAUGUGGUUAGAGCA